UACUCGAAAACAUGGAAGCCGCGCAAGCACGUGUGCAGAAUGCUGUCACUGCCAGAAGCGAAGAGCUGGAGAAAGGGCAAAUCAGGGGUAUUGAGGCUGAAAUGUAUAGAUGUAACCUAAAGUGUGUAGAGAAUCAGUCGUACACAGUAGAGGACAAGGACCGCUGUCUGGAACGCUGUUCAUCAAGAAUGAUGCAGAUACAGAAAUAUGUACAGUCAGAAAUGGAGGCCUAUCAGAACCGACUACAGCGCUGUGCUAUGGACUGUCAGGACAAAGCUCGCGACAAAUUGUCAGGCUCACCAAAAGAAUCGGAGUUUGAUAAGAUUCGAGGAGAGAUGGAGAAAUGCAUGAUUAAGUGUGCAGAUUCACAUGUGGAUUUAGUUGGACCAAUGUUUAAACGCAUGGCAACGUCUAUAGCUAGCAACAAGUACUCUUAAUUCUGUAGUUAAUGAAGUAACCUAUGUGUGGUGAAUAUGUAUAAUGAUUGUACAGAUUUACAUGGUCGCGUUGAUGAAACAGGAGGAAAGAAUCCAGUUGAUCAGUAUGGAAGAGAGUUGCAUGAAAUAUAUUCUCAUGUGUGCCAGAGUGAUUCAAUAAUUGGGAUAUUAUCUAAUGAUGAUAAAACAUAUACAUGUAUUAGUGAUUUUUAAUGCCCCUUCUAAAAAAUUGAGACACUUAAAUUAGAAUGUCAUGUUGAUAGGUUAUUUGACUGGCUAAAUUCACAAAAUGAACAAAAGCAAUUGUACGUACAUCACAAAACAAUAAUGCCAUACUCACUGUAUGUACUACAUAGAAAUAUCGCAGUUCUCAGGAAAGAUGUUUCAAACAGAAACUUGAAUUAACUGUUGAUGUAUAACAUAAAUUUAACAGAAGAGAUACAUCUCUUUAAAGUUGAGAGAUUGUAUAAGAUUAUUUAAUGAAUGACAAAAUACAAGUUUUCAUAUCUUUUCCAAACUGUAUAUAAUAUAAGACAAUGUGAUGGAUGGUGAAAUACAUGAUUUUAGAUCUUUUCUGAACUGUAGUACAAGUAUAAGGUAAUUUAAUUAAUGAUGAAAUACAAGUUUUUUAUGUCUUUUCUGAACUGUAGUGUAUGGUAAUUGAAUGAAUAAUGAAAUGCUAAACUGUUGUAUAAGACAAUUUGAUGAAUGGUGAAAUAGAAGUUUUUAAAUCUUUUCUUAACUGUAGUUUACAGUAAUUUAAUAAAUGAUGAACACAGGUAUAUAGAUCUUUUCUUAACUAUAGUUUAAAGUAAUUUAAUAAACAAUGAAACAAUUCAGGCCUAGGAGUGGUAGCAUUGUGUUGGGGUUAAGGUAUGAGGUGCAUGGUUUCGAUUCAUACCUGAAGAAGUUGGUUUCUGAGUUUUCGAAACUUGAGAUCACUUACUUUCCUGUUCUGCAGUGGUUAUGUUUUAAGGCAAAACACUUUACUCCAGUUGCUUUGGUUAUCAUGUGACAGACCUCCCAUAUGUUAUUCGCUAUGGUAACCCCCAGCUAAGCUACUACAAGAAGACUCCCACCUCAAAAUGGCCAUGACUGUGGACUGGGCGAUAUAACUGGCAAAGAAAAAGCACUGAAAUUAAUCAAACUUUUCAUUAAUGUGAUGCUUUGGGAAAUUCUAUUUCAAUGAAACAAUACUGAAAUAGCUUUCUAUGCAGGUGUAGGAGUGGUAGAAUUUUUAGGUCACCUGACCUGUUGAGAUCCCCUAUUGUCCUUCUUCUGUCUGUAGUAUUUUUACAUUUUUGACAUCUUUUGGAAAGUCCUUGAACCAAUUUUCAAAGAAAUUUUGCAGAAACCUUUCAUGGCCAAAGCUGAACUAAAAUUUUAAAUUAUAUGGUCCCCACUCCUCAGGGGCCUGAGUGACUGGGCCAAAAAGGGGUCAAAUUGUUGAAAUAUAAAAAACCUUUUCUCAAUACCAAAUACUGUGGAAUCAAAUAAUCUUCAUGGAUGGAAGGGGUAUUAUAAACUGCUUUAAAAAAAUUCUGAAUUUCAUGAUACCAGGCUCUCAAAUUUCCCCUUGGGGUGGGGGUAAAAUUUACUAUAUUUUAUAUAGGAAAAUUACAUUUUUGAGCAUUAGUUUAUUUUCUUUUGAAAUAAACAAAACUAUGAUAGAUUUGUUAGUAUAGUGUGACAGUGUGAUGAUAUGCAAAUAUUACCCUUGUUGACCCCCAGGGGCUUCUUGGUAAGGUGAAAAAGGAUCAAAUUGGCUGAAAAUGUGAAAAACUUCUUCUCAAUAACUUAAAAUGCUAGAAUAGAAUACUCUUCAUGGAUGGAAGGGUCUAGAGGGGCUUUACCAAAAUUGUAAAUUUCAUGAUCCUAUGGAAGUUGUGCAAUAACAAGUCAAAACCCAGUAAAAUUCUCCUUUCCCUGUAAAAAUAGCACUUCACAUUUAUGCUUCUCUAUACUACACAUUCAUUCCAAUUGUUUGUGAGUUCAUGACAUGUGACUGUUUAGACCCCUGGGCUUCUUGUUACAGAUUUAUCACGCCAACAAACUUAGUACUUAGUACAGUGGAUUACCCUGUCAUUAUAUAACAAUUCCAAUUAAAGUACAUUAUGCUCUAACACACACAUAGAGCACAAUAUCAAUACUAAUACAGAUUAGGAUUUGUUAUAGUAUUGAAAUAAUAAAUAGAUAUAGGUUAUAUUAAACAUACACAUAUAAAUCUUCAUAUCUUCUCAGUAUGUAUUGAUACAGAGCUGACAAACGAAUACAAUUCAAUAUCUGGUACAUGCAGUAAAUAGAAAUUUGCUACCAGGUAAUAGGAUCUUAUCAAAUGUAUGAAUGUGAAAAUAUCGGACGAAAUAGAUAAUGUAGAUGUUUAGACUAUUAAUUAUGUGAAAGAUAGAUUUCUUACCUGCCAUCAUUAGAAAGUCUUAAAGGGAGUAACAAAUGUUCCACCAAAAUGGCCAAUGGUACAAUGACAAAAGAGAAAACCCUGACCAUUGGAUAACACAUGAGGUAACAACGGGAUAAUUCAGAAACUGAACAAUAAUGAAAAUACAGGUAACAAAAUCAAUUUAAGAGGCCAAAUACAGAUACAUGUAUGUAGUAAUACAUGUACAGAAAUAUUGAUUGUUCAUAAUGCAUGCAUAUACAUUUACAGGAAUAUUAAAACCAAUACAAAAUGUACCUAUAUGGUUAUAAAUGUUGUAUGAUGAUGCACCUUAUUUGUAAACCAUAAUAUUAUAUCUGAUGUAAAUAGAGAGAAAUAAAAAUGAUCAAAAAUAG
This is a messenger RNA of Ylistrum balloti, 3227 nucleotides long. RefSeq names its product protein FAM136A-like. Gene Ontology annotation, cellular component: cytoplasm. NCBI's taxonomy places the organism in Eukaryota, Metazoa, Mollusca, Bivalvia, Pectinida, Pectinidae. Bases 12 to 437 code for a protein of 141 amino acids. The record is from RefSeq and is a predicted model, not a curated record. The transcript has 3 exons.